Messenger RNA from Mus musculus (house mouse), 4756 nucleotides. It is a transcript of the gene Scn4b, whose product is annotated as sodium channel, type IV, beta. Gene Ontology annotation, cellular component: plasma membrane; voltage-gated sodium channel complex; membrane. The coding region runs from base 419 to 1105 and encodes 228 amino acids. Gene Ontology annotation, molecular function: voltage-gated sodium channel activity; voltage-gated sodium channel activity involved in cardiac muscle cell action potential; sodium channel regulator activity. Gene Ontology annotation, biological process: regulation of heart rate by cardiac conduction; regulation of ventricular cardiac muscle cell membrane repolarization; positive regulation of sodium ion transport. The record is from RefSeq and is marked validated. The transcript has 5 exons. Lineage: Eukaryota; Metazoa; Chordata; Mammalia; Rodentia; Muridae.
AUUCCCGUCCCGCUGGAGAGGAAGAGGGCUGCCCAGGCUGGACCCUACGGCCGUGAUACACGGCGCAACGGGCACUGUGCGAAACCGACGGGGACGCCGCCCCUCCUGCGGCUGGAGCGCUUCCAGAGCAGAGGCGCAUCGCAGUGCCGCUCGCCCCGGCGUCCUCCCUUCAGCUCCGGCUCCUCCUCCCCCUUCCAGCCCCGGCUCCUGCAGCCGGCUCCAAGAGGCGGCGGGCGCGCCUCCCCCUCCUUGGUCUCCCCCUCGUCUCGCUCUCUCGCGGCUAACUUUCCGGAGCCCCGACCCGCGGCUCGGAGCUCCCCUGGCAGCUGCGGGGCCCACAGACGACCUCGGGUGGAGAGCCCGGCUGUCCCCACUAUUCCAUCCCAAGCCCCCGGAGCGCUCCAGAGAGAACAGGACCAUGUCCCGGGCUGGGAACCGAGGCAAUACUCAGGCGAGAUGGCUGGGCACUGGGCUUUUGGGUCUCUUCCUGCUUCCCAUGUACCUGUCGUUGGAGGUAUCUGUGGGAAAGGCCACCACCAUCUACGCUAUUAACGGCUCAUCGAUCCUGCUGCCCUGCACCUUCUCCAGCUGUUAUGGCUUUGAGAACCUCUACUUCAAGUGGUCCUACAAUAACAGCGAAACAUCCAGGAUUCUCAUCGACGGGAUCGUGAAGAACGAUAAGUCUGACCCUAAGGUGAGAGUGAAGGAUGAUGAUCGAAUCACCCUAGAGGGCUCCACCAAGGAGAAGACGAAUAACAUCUCCAUCCUCUUGAGUGACCUGGAGUUCAGUGACACGGGCAGAUACACCUGCUUCGUGAGGAACCCCAAGGAGAAGGACUUGAACAACUCUGCCACCAUCUUCCUCCAAGUGGUUGAUAAAUUGGAAAAAGUGGACAACACGGUGACUCUCAUCAUCCUGGCUGUGGUGGGCGGGGUCAUUGGACUUCUUGUUUGCAUCCUUCUGCUGAAGAAGCUCAUCACCUUCAUCCUGAAGAAGACCCGAGAGAAGAAGAAGGAGUGUCUCGUGAGUUCCUCUGGGAAUGACAACACAGAGAACGGGUUGCCUGGCUCCAAGGCAGAAGAGAAGCCACCCACAAAAGUGUGAGGCCCUGCUCGGGCCAAGCAGGGCAGGGAGCCUCGCUUUCUGAUGGUGAUCCUGAUGCCAAGUCCUAUCUGAGAUGUGUGCUGCUUGGCCCAAACUGUUCUUUCUGAGCAGGAAGGACCUGGCCCUGCCCAGCUGCCGUUCUCUCCCCAGCCAGGGCUUCCUAGGGACAAGGGUUGGUUGACUGGGGGAGGAAGCCUACAGGAGAUUGAAGACAGGGAAGGGAGGGGCUGGAGUGGUGUGGAAGGUUGGUUCCCGGAUCCUGGGCACGUGGGGUCUCCUUUAGAUUUUCCCCUCUGUGAAGCCUUGUUUUCUCCUCAGUUUUCCUUCUGAUCUUUCACCAGGAAAUCGGGGUGACCAGUGAGGGCUGCUUCCAAAGCUGGGGUCUGGAGAUGGGUAGAGGGUGACCGCUUCAGAAGCUGGGAAUGCACAAGAAGUCUAGAAUGGUGUCUUCUGGGGGGGGGGGGGGCAGUUGUGAGAGGCAAGCUGGGCUCUGAAGAAUAUCAGGCUUCUGGAAGUUCCUUUAGAGAGGACUUCUCUUUCCCUUACCCUAGAACACCUGCCCACACUGUCCUGGCUCCCCGACCAGCCUCCUCCUGCUGCCUGCCUAGUCUGUCUUUGCUCUCUGGGCUGCAGCUGCUGAGGAGGCUUGUGGGGAGGGGGCAGCCUCCACUCUCCUGGAGCACUGGGGUGCUAUUUGCAGCUAUACUGGCUUUGCUCUUUGGGUUUCAGAGGCAGGAGAACAGUGCCCCUGGUCUCCUAGCCUUUGGAAUGUCUACCCCAGCCCUACAAGACUGACAGCCCUUGUCCUUGGCAUGGCAGGACCAUGCCACCCUGGCACUUCCGGAGCUCAGUUUUUCACUCUUCUUCCCUUCCCUUGAAACAGCUGGCAUUGCCACCUUCCCUGAGGGAUGCUUUCCUAGGACUUGUCAUCCCAUACCUUUGCUCCUUCUGUGUCCAUCCAGCAUGCCUGGCCUUCCCCUGCUCCUGGCCCCCCAGCUCUGGGUCUGCCUUUGCCUCAGGGACCCUUGUUUCCAGAUGAGAAGGCCCUUGGCUUUUCCAGCUUCUUUUUUGCCCAGCUGGGCUGACUCCUCACCUAGCCUGAGGCUGAGGAGGAGCUGGGAGAAGGUACUCACACCUUCUCUUGACUUCUGGCAGAGCCGGCUUGCACACCCCCUGAGUGUGGGGCUAGAUUGUGCCUUAGUUCCUCGAGUCCUGGUUCUGAGCCCCUUUUCUUUCGGCUCACACUCCCUGAAUUAAUUGCACAGCUUGGUGUGACUUUGGCGGGGCUCCCCAGCUCCUUACCCCAAAGCCAUGGAAGAGACCAUGAAGCCGGGGUUGGUGGCAGCCUUGAUGACACCUGAGGGCACCCUUUCUUGUCCCUGACAUGGAGAUAGGAUGGCAUUUGAUGUGGGACCUUCAGAUGGGUUUGACCGUGUACAAACCGUAGUGCUAGCUAGGGUUUCUGUGAUGUAUGAAAUGGGAUACCCAAAGUCCCUCUUCCUCAUCAGAUUUCUGAUACCCUUAAUGUCAGAAGAUGGAGAUUAGUCCUCUUUUCAGGGGGGUGUAAGGACUGCUACAGGCUCUGCCCAGGAGUAGCUGAAGGUUCCCCCCCCCAAAUGGAAGUUGGGGGAGACUAAGGCACAGUAGGAUCUGUAGGUGACUGUGGCUUUGGCUAGUGUCUGUUGCCCAAGCCAAGGGGCUCUUGGGGUUGCCUCCACUCUUCCCAUUCUUCUUUACCCAGAACUCAUUGUGAGCUGGGUAAAAAUUGCCCGUCUCCUGCUUUUUAAAUAUUUAUUUGAGCAGAGUCUCAUGUGUGGCCCAGGCGGGCCUCCACCUCUCUAUGUAGCCAAGACUGGCCUUGAACUCCCAAUCUCCUGCCUCCAUUGCCACAGUGCUGGUAUGACAGGUGUGAGCCCACACCCUGCUUAGAGUAACCUGGCUCUGAGAACCAACAUGGCACCCGAGCCUCCAGCCAUUCAGGAAACUUCCAGCUGCCUUCAUGUAAAACUGCUUUCUCCCCCAACACUGGAAGAGGCCAAGUGUUGGGGGUUCUUCUUGCUUUCCUGAGAGGAAGCCAAGGCAUAGAGCAGAAGAGAGGGAGGGACUCUCCCUUCCCAGCUUCCUGCUCACUGUCAGCUUAUAGGCAGCCCUUGCAGCUUCUCCCAUCUACCCAAAGGGUGAAAUAAUACCUACCUCACAGGACUGCAGUGAGGCUUGGUGAGAUUUUUGUGUUUUUUGUUUUUUUGGCCUGGCUUGGAAAGGCACUGGGAAACAAGGCUAAUAACCAGCGAGAAUGUUCCACAUCUAUCCUGUCCUCAUCUCUGGUUUGCAUCCCAAUAAUAUGCAUAUGCCUCAUUCUUCUUCCUUUAGCAACCUUAGGCAUCAUGACUCAGAUGCUUAAAGCAUCUUUGUCCCCAGUUCUUUUUUUUUUUUGAUGGAGGUACCUGGGACUAUGGGAGUACUUUUUUAUAUUGUUGUUGCCCCAAUGCCUGUGAUAAAUACUAGCGUUUAAUGGAUAGGGAUUAAGAGCACAAAUCUCAGUCCUCUUAACAAAGAAUGUCUGGCCUAGUGCUAGCGGCAUGCCUGUGCAGGCAUUACCACGGAUUGUGUUAGAAUGUAUAUUUGCAAAGCCAUUUUCUCUAGCCAGACCCUCUGACAGGCAAGUCUUCAAAUAGCGAUCUCAGGGUUGCUGAGGUUGGUCCCGGUGCCAGUGGGCUACAGCACCUCUCAUACGGUUGACUUUGGGGAAACCUGGACCCAUGCAGUUGUGUUGACCUUGAUGUCAGUGAGACCAAAGACAAAGCACAAGUACCUUACUCUUGACUUCCAAAUAAACUUCUGCCCUUGAGGGCUCAGAUCCCUUGGUGUAGAAACUAAGCAGAGGGCAACUGGAAUCAACCUGCAGUGUGGAAGGCCCAGGAGAAUGACAGACAGGAGGGCAGCAGAAUGUCACGUAUCUGACUGACUCGCUUCUGUGGAGCCAGGGAGGCAAGAGCAUCCUGCUGGUGGGAGGUGAGGGUGCACUUGUGUGGAGUGCUUGUGGUGUGUGGGAGGUGGAAAGGCGUGCCUAGUCAGUCUGCGGGUGCAGAGGCAUGACAGAAGAGGGUGGGCUGUGCACGCGAGGGGUGAUGUGGGAUGAAGGGGUUGGGGGUGGGGCUCUGCAUCUUCAGUAGCCUGAACUGGAGACUGAAGAAGGGUUAAGAGACAUAAAUGAACGGCUAUGCUCCUGGAUUCUACUGGGUGACUCCAUGUCAGGGUGACAGACGACUGCCACCGGAGGGCUGGGGCAAGGAUGCCCAAAUGAGGGAUUUGUGGGGAAGUCCUCUAGCUUGCUACAUUUUAUUUUGUCCCAGGUUGGAGUCCCUGCUCUCCCAUCUCCCACUGGAUGUGCAGUGCUUUUGACUAUCUUAUGCAUGGUUUAGUCCUCUGGCUUGGAUAACAGUACCCAUAGUCAAUUUUCCUAUCUAACUUUAUAGGCAAUACAGUGGUGGGCCGUGGGAGCCUCCAGGAGGCACCGACCUGCACAUGCCCAGCGCUUGCGUCUAAGCACAGAUCGAAUGCCAUUAGGUUGUCUUGCCUCUACAAUACAUUUUGCAUUGCAGACUUGGAUUUAGCUUCGCUUUGGAUGAAAUAAAAAUUAUUUUUUAAUAA